Messenger RNA from Seminavis robusta, 1311 nucleotides. NCBI's taxonomy places the organism in Eukaryota, Bacillariophyta, Bacillariophyceae, Naviculales, Naviculaceae. The record is from the annotation of a GenBank genome assembly.
AUGGAUGCUGUGCAAUCAAUGGCGAUUACUUCAGGUAGAGCCAUCAAGGAAGAAUCAGAGGACGAGGAUUGGGACCGGAUCAUCGGCGUUGCGGAACCGGAGCAAGUUUUGUCCAGUUCUAGUAGGUGCAGCACCCUCCGUGAUGAUGCUCGUGAAUCCCAACGACAACAGAAAAUGGCAGCCACACCCAAAUCAAAAAGAAGUGCUACCCAAAAUCAAAGAAAUGAUAAGAACAAGAGACCACCCGCGUUUAAGAAUAUCAUCGUUGGUGCAAGCCACAAAUUGAAGAAGGCCGGGAAGCUCUACCAAGAACGGACCGGAUCCUCGCUGUGGAGUAAGCGGGAAAAGAUUUGCCUAGCUUGGUACUUGAGAGGAAAAUGCAACUCUGAUUGCAAAAAAUGCCAGAAAAAACGUGGACGUGAGAGACUGCGGCUUGCUGAUGUCCGAGAGUUAGAAGAGUUAUUAGCUCCUGUGACAAGUCCUGAUGGGCCCAUCUUUGGAAUUAAGAAUCCAAGGAGCACUGGAAACAUGGAACGAUCUCAGGAGGAGGAUGACGACGACAACGAAGAAGAAGAGACAUCGGACGCUACUGACGAAACUGAAAGCACCGACAACGACGACGGCAACAAACACAUUCGCUUUGGUUCCGGCGAAGAUGAUCACGAGGAAGAAUUUCUGCCUCUCCCGCUCAAGAAGCAAGCCCAAGCACCGUAUCCUCCUGGACUUUUAGUCAAGAUUUGCUCCUACAAGAAAGAUGGCCGCAUCUCAGGGAUCACUCAAGGAAGAAUCAUAGAGGUGGGUAUCAACCUGGAAGAUGGUGGCAACCGAGAAAACCUAUACAAGGUCCAAGACCUGGCGGGAGGCAACACCCAACAUUUUAGGGCCGAUGAACUCAUCCUAGCUCUUGGGACCCUCGUGCACGUGAGAAGAACCAGCGGAGACGAAAUCAAUGUUUCAAGGGGAGCUCUGAUCGUGGGGUCGGAGCACAUGCCAGCAGUCCCUCUCCCCCAAAGCCUUCGAUACUCCAUCCAGCUACAAGAUGAGACAAGACAGGUCUUCCAUGGCAUUCUCCCAAGUGAGGUGGUGGUGAGGCCCACUGAAGUUGAAAGAAGUACGGAAAAGAGUCACGCUGGUGCUCAUACCCAUGCCCAUUCUCGGACGUCAAGUACCGAAUCGGUUACUGAGCAAUCCCAUCUUGGCAGGGUUGCUACUGCGGGCACCUCAUCAGUCCACAACCUGAAGAAACGAAAGCGUAAAUCAUCACACAGCCACCAUCGCGCUCAUAGAAAAGGAAAGAACGGGCGUCGUUAA